Aspergillus aculeatinus CBS 121060 is the source of this 2295-nucleotide messenger RNA. Its product is annotated as alpha-1,2-mannosidase family protein. NCBI's taxonomy places the organism in Eukaryota, Fungi, Ascomycota, Eurotiomycetes, Eurotiales, Aspergillaceae. The record is from RefSeq and is a predicted model, not a curated record. Gene Ontology annotation, biological process: carbohydrate metabolic process; protein quality control for misfolded or incompletely synthesized proteins; glycoprotein catabolic process. The coding region runs from base 1 to 2295 and encodes 764 amino acids. Gene Ontology annotation, cellular component: nucleus; cytosol. The transcript has 5 exons. Gene Ontology annotation, molecular function: carbohydrate binding; peptide-N4-(N-acetyl-beta-glucosaminyl)asparagine amidase activity.
AUGGGUUGCUGGCACUCUCUUCUGAUUUGGUCCGUGCUUGGACCAGUUGUGCGGUCUGCGAAUCUGACUUCUCAUGUAGAUUUAUUUUUGGGCACGCAAAAUGGCGGCAACGACUUCCCUGGCGCUGCGCGUCCUUUUGGUAUGGUGAAACUGGGCCCUGACCUCUAUGUCUCUGGGACAGACGCCUACUCCGGCUAUCUGCCCAAUGGCGAGUUCUCCGGGUUCAGUAUGAUGCACGAACAGGGCACAGGCGGUGCACCCAAGUACGGCACAGUCUCGCAGCUGCCGCUUACAGGGCACAUCACCAACCCGCUCUCCAACAUCACUGUGGGCCGUACAGGCACGGACAAAGCGGCGGUGGGUUAUUACCAAGCUCAGACCUCCGAGGGGACGGUGGUGCAAUUGAGCGCGUCCGCCCACGCGGGAAUCUACCGUUAUACCUUCCCUCUGGGCUCUAUAGCAAACGUCCUCAUUGAUGUUUCGCAUGUCUUGCCGUCCUAUAGAGGGAUGGGACUGAGUCAGGGCUAUAAAGGCGGCAACAUCACUGUCUUCCCGGACGGGCAUUAUGAAGGUCAUGGUGUUUAUGACAAUGGCUGGAACCGUUCACCUGACUGGUCGAUCUAUUUCUGUAUACCAGGUGGUUACUUCGAUGCUGCUCCUGUCAGUAAUCGAACCUAUGUGGGGACGGAUGCAGAUGGCAGUUUUCGACAGAACAGUGGCUUUGCGUCGUCUAGCUCAGGCUCGACUCGCGUUGGGGCGGUGUACACAUUCCAGGAUACCUCUGUGACAUCACGAGUAGGAAUAUCUUGGAUCAGCACCGAACAGGCCUGCAGGAACGUCAAUGAUGAAAUACCGGAAGACAAAGAUUUCGUUUCUGUCGUCGCUGAAGCUCAAGAGGAAUGGGAGUCCAAGGUCUUGUCCAAGGUGACAACCAGCAACACCAAUGAAACAACUCUCAAGCUACUAUAUACAUCGCUUUAUUUCAUGCACUUGAUCCCAACUAACCAAACGGGCGAGAACCCUGGAUGGUCGUCCUCGGAACCCUACUAUCAGGACAUAUUCACAUUUUGGGAUCUCUUCCGCUGCUCAACUGCCCUUAUGCAAAUUUUGCAGCCAACUGCCUACGAGGAGCAAAUACGGUCACUUAUCGAUAUCUGGCGCUUCGAAGGCUACAUGCCGGACGCUCGCUCUUCCAAUUAUAACGGGCGCACUCAAGGAGGCUCCAAUGCCGAUAACAUCCUUGCAGAUGCUUAUGUCAAAGGGGUACGUGGCGCGGUGAAUUGGGAAGAUGGAUACAAGGCGAUGGUCAAAGAUGCGGAAGUGACGCCUGCCAAUUCCCCGGUCGAUCCCCAGGCUCCUGACUCCUCGACUAAGGAGGGUCGAGGUGCGUUACCGGACUGGCUCCGCUUAGGGUUCAUCACACCCAGAUACUCCCGAUCGGUCACACGGGCAGUGGAAUAUUCCUGUAAUGACUUUGGUCUAUACCAGGUUGCCUCGGGGUUGGGGAAGGAGGAAGAUGCGACGAAGUAUCUGAACCGGUCGCGCAACUGGCGCAACCACUGGAAUCCCGAGCAGACCUCGCUUGGGUUCUCUGGUUUCGUGGUUCCUCGCAAUGAGACAGGUUUCAUGGAGACCGAUCCCUUGGGCGACAGUGGCUACUGGGGCGAUCCUUAUUAUGAGGCCAGCAGCUGGGCAUACUCUUUGAAUGCCAUCCAUGAUAUGGAGAAGAUGAUUGAGUGGAUGGGAGGGAAUGAAACCGUACAGAAACGGCUUGACACCAUGUUUACCGACGGGGCCAGUGGUUCCAGUGGUAUCAUUUUUGAUCCAACGAACGAACCCAUGUUCAAUGUCCCCUACCUAUAUCAUUAUAUCGGCCAACAAGAUCUGUCCGUUGCACGGUCGCGCAGUGUCGCUAAAUCGUACUAUGGUACGAGUGCGUCAGGUCUUCCUGGAAAUAGUGACGCGGGUGCUAUGCAGACUUGGAUACUAUGGAACAUGAUUGGGCUGUACCCUAUUACUGGGCAGUCGACUUUCUUGAUCCAUUCCCCUUGGUUUGAGUCCCUUACCAUCGACCUUGGAGAGGGAAAGACAUUGAGUGUCACUGCCACUGGCGGUGACGGCAAUGGCGGAGGAGAUAUUUAUGUGCAGUCGCUCAAGUUGAAUGGGAAAGACUGGAAGAAGAACUGGUUGGCGUGGGAGGACAUAUUCGCUGAAGGUGGAACGCUGGACUUUGAACUUGGGCAGACGGCAAGUGGCUGGUUCACUGGCGAAUUGCCCCCAAGUCCAGCUUCGUAA